This is a messenger RNA of Culex pipiens pallens (northern house mosquito), 898 nucleotides long. Its product is annotated as UPF0235 protein C15orf40 homolog. The record is from RefSeq and is a predicted model, not a curated record. Bases 31 to 507 code for a protein of 158 amino acids. The transcript has 2 exons. Gene Ontology annotation, cellular component: cytoplasm. Lineage: Eukaryota; Metazoa; Arthropoda; Insecta; Diptera; Culicidae.
UCAAAAUCAACGCAUCAGUCGUCCGCAUGAAUGAAUCGCGUUUGUUUGUUUACGGUCGUGCGAUUAACGGUGAACGCCGGCAGCAGUAGCAGCAGAACCAUGUCCGGUAAAUCGAAAGGUUCGUCGUCCAAGGGAAGUAGCAAAACAGCAAAGGACAAGGGAGCGGCGGCGACGACAGCGGCCGUUGUGCAGGGACCGGUUUUCGUUGAACCCAAGUCUGGAAACGUACUCAUCAAGAUACUGGCCAAGCCGGGCUCCAAAUUCAACGGAAUUACCGGCAUCGAGGACGAAGGCGUUGGAGUUCAAAUUGCUGCUCCCCCCAUCGACGGCGAGGCCAACACCGAGCUGGUCAAGUACCUGGCCAAGCUGCUCGAUCUGCGCAAGAGCGACGUCAGCCUGGACCGAGGCUCCAAGUCGCGCCAGAAGACGAUCGUGCUGGAGAAGGGGUGCCGCACGCCGGACCAGGUGCUGGAGGUAUUUCGAAGAGAAGCGACGCAAAACACGUAAGAUUUGGUUAUUUUUUUCUCACAAACACUUUUGUAGGUUUAUAUAUUGUUUCUUCUAAUUACGUGACCCAGUGGGGUGUAUUUUCAUAAUUCUCUUCUAAUUGGAUAUUAAAAUAAAAUGUGAAUAUCUUUAUCAGUGUGGAUGUCUGUGACCAGAACGCCUAUUAAAAUGUGUGUUUUGUUGUGAUAACGAAAAAAAAGAAGUCCCUUUUCCUAGCUUUGCCCCCGGUUUAAAUAGUCGGUUAUUUAUGGUUUGUGUUUGUAAUACAUAGUUAACAACAUUUUUUUUUACGAUAAACAAAAUAUAUAAUACAAAUAGACGCCGAAUCGUUUAAGAAAAGGUUAGUUUAAAAAAUCAUCUAUCAUUUCAUAUCUAAACGCGUUUUGCUUUG